Pteronotus mesoamericanus is the source of this 3733-nucleotide messenger RNA. It is a transcript of the gene FBXO7, whose product is annotated as F-box protein 7. Lineage: Eukaryota; Metazoa; Chordata; Mammalia; Chiroptera; Mormoopidae. Gene Ontology annotation, molecular function: protein kinase binding. The transcript has 9 exons. Gene Ontology annotation, biological process: positive regulation of autophagy of mitochondrion. The coding region runs from base 212 to 1810 and encodes 532 amino acids. The record is from RefSeq and is a predicted model, not a curated record.
CUUCUUUCCAGAGACCUGCCGGCAGCGCGGUCGCCGUAGAGGGGCCUUCUCCCCGUGACACCUUAGCACCGUCUUUCCCACCCCCCAACUCCAGUAGACACCUUUCUGGGGCCGCCGCCGCUCGAGGCAGCAGCUGUCCGACCGCGCCGUCGUUGCCGUUGCCACCGUUGCCGCUUCUGGGCCCAGGACCCUGGGCCCUGCCGCCACCGCCAUGAAGCUGCGGGUGCGCCUUCAGAAGAGGACCUGGCCGCUGGAGAUGCCAGAAGCGGAGCCGACGCUGGGGCAGCUGCGUGCGCACCUGAGCCAGGCUCUGCUGCCCACCUGGGGCUACAGUUCUGAUACCCGGUUUGCAAUUACAUUGAACAACAAAGAUGCCCUCACUGGAGAUGAAGAGACCUUGGCUUCAUAUGGGAUUGUUUCUGGGGACUUGAUAUGUUUGGUUCUUGAAGAUGCCAUUCCAGCACCUAACUUACCUUCAUCCACAGAUUCAGAGCAUUCCUCACUGCAGAGUAAUGACCAGCCCUCUGUGGCUGCCCCCUCCAGUCAGUCCAGCACACGGGAUGAACAGCGGAGUGACUCAUUCCACGGAGAGGCAGCCCAGUCUGAUGUCUGGAAUGACGACAGCAUGACGGGACCUAGUCAAAAUGUUGAAGCCGAGUCCGUUGAAGAUGUUGUGGAUAUGGAAGAAGGCACAGAUUUCUUCCCCUCAGAACCAAUGCUCUGCAGCGAAUCGGUGGAAGGGCAAGUGCCCCAUUCGUUAGAGACCCUGUAUCAGUCAGCAGACUGCUCUGGUCCCAGUGAUGCCUUGGUACUGUCCAUACAUCUUCUCAUGUUGGAGUCGGGUUACAUACCUCAGGGGACUGAAGCCAAAGCCUUGUCCAUGCCAGCGGCCUGGAAGUCGGGCGGCGUGUAUAAGUUGCAAUACACGCAUCCACUCUGCGAGGGUGGCGUUGCUGCUCUCACCUGUGUGCCCAUGGGAAACCUGGUCGUCAUCAAUGCUACACUAAAAAUCAAUGGUGAGAUUAGAAGUGUGAAAAGAUUGCAGCUGCUGCCGGAAUCGUUUAUUUGCAAAGAGGAACUAGGGGAAAAUGUAGCCAAGAUAUACAAAGAUCUUCAGAAACUUUCUCGUCUCUUCAAAGACCAGUUGGUGUAUCCUCUUCUGGCUUUUACCCGACAAGCACUGAACCUACCAGAUGUAUUUGGGUUGGUAGUCCUUCCACUGGAGCUGAAACUACGGAUCUUCCGACUUUUGGAUGUUCGUUCUGUCCUGUCUUUGUCUGCCGUUUGCCGUGACCUCUUUAUUGCAUCAAAUGACCAACUUCUGUGGAGGUGUUUGUAUCUGCGGGAUUUUCGAGAUGGUACUGCCAGAGUUCGAGACACAGAUUGGAAAGAAUUGUACCGGAAGAAGCACAAACAAAAAAAAGAAGCUCAGAGACGGCAUGCGUUGUUCCUGCUGCCGCCACCCCACCCCGACCCCUUCUAUCCUGGCCCCUUGCCCCCCCGGCCUUUCCCUCCUAGUCCCUUGCACCCCAGGCCUUUCCCUCCCAGCUCUCUCCUUCCUCCAGGAAUUAUUGGUGGUGAAUAUGAUGAAAGACUCAUGCUUCCCUAUGUUGGAGAUCCAAUCAAUUCACUCAUUCCUGGGCCUGAGAGGGCACCUGGUCAGUUCCCUCCACUUAGACCCCGUUUUGAUCCAAUUGGCCCACUUCCAGGACCUAACCCCAUCUUGCCAGGGCGAGGUGGCCCCAAUGACAGAUUUCCCUUAAGACCCAGCAGGGGUCGGCCAACUGACAGCCGGCUGCCAUUCAUGUGAUCGGUUGGUAAUCCCACUUCUGGAGCCUUUCUGGUUUUGUUUCUUAAAACUACAGGUGUCAUCUUGAUGGGGUACAGACUUCUAGUGUUUUCUGAUUGUGGUGGUGAGAAAUGUGGUCACAGAGGCCUUUCAGUAGAUACAAGGGGGGGAUCCCAAAAAACAGAGAAUUAUCUUCUGGCGGGAGGGCCCCUUGUAGUAUAGGUCUUCCCCACACUAGGCAAGUGCUCUAGGAGCCCAUCGGUAUCAGUGUACCAGCUGGCGUUGCUGUGAGAGGCUGCACUCAGCUUCAGUAAAUUUUUUUUGAAGACUCAAUGCAUUUGUACGUUUCAUGAUGGGUGAUUUAGGAGUGCAGCUGCCCACACUGAGCUGUUGAGCAGUUUUUGACCAAAACUGGCUUGACCCCUGUCCCCUGCCCUCCAUACUCACUGGAUCUUGCCCUUAGCGACUUUUAUUGUUUCCCCGAAUGAAAAAAGUCCUCAAAGGGAAACAUUUUGCCAAUGUGGAAGAGGUAAAACAAAAAAAUGGCAGAAACACUAAAAGGCAUCAAAUCUAAGAGUUCAAAAACUGUUUUUGAGCAGUGGGGGAAACAUCUUGUUAGGUGUAUUGCAUCAAAUGGAGAGUACUUUGAAGGUGACUGAAGUUUAGACAUGUAAGAAUAAAUUCACAAUUUUUAAUAAAUAUAUUCCAUGUUUUUGGGUUCCCCCUUGUAUAUUUAAAGCUCCAGGGAGCUGUGGCCCAUAGGCUAUGUGGGAAUAGUUGGCUACUGACUUCCCUCCCUGACUUCCCCUCUAGGAGGAAGGCUGUUUACUGAUAAUAUUCUAUACCAGAUUUUCAAAAAAUUAAGUAUAAAUUUCACGGCAGUCUUGACUUUUAUUACAGGAAGAUAUGUAAUAAAUAUUCAGAGCAGCUUUACAACAUUACUUGGACAUUUCAGAAUGAUCAGAGAACCUAUUCAGUGUCAUCGGAUUGUUGCAGGGGAUUUAAACAUUUUUCAUGGUACCUUUUCUUCAAAUGAAAUCAUUUGCAGAGGCCGGAUUUAUAAAACCAAUAGGAGUAGAGCUAGAUUGGUUGAACUGGACUUUGGAUACCCAUUGGCUGAACCCACCUCCUCCCUGGCCUGCAGCCCUUUCUCAGGGUCUGGGGUGCAACUUCUGGGCUCUGAGGCAGCACUGUUUGCGUCGGGCAGUAGGGACUCUUGUUCGGUUGCUGGCUUCUCCGGGAGUUACGACUGUUUUCCCUUGUGUUUUGAACACUUGCUGCCUAAUUUGUAAUCUAAGUAGAGGACCCUUUUUAACAACAAAAUGUUACUGCUUUGAAUGCUGGUCAGGUACUUGUUCUUCAAAGAUAGCCUCAUAUUUGAAGAACAUUUAUUUCUUAAGACUUAAAAUACACAAAAUUCAAGGUUUAUUUUUCCUACAACAAGAAAAAGCCCAAACAGAACUGUUUUUUUUUUAAUCAUACAAACAACUAUAGAAACAUGCUAUAGUGACAAAAUCUGAAUCACAACACAGGAAUAAAAUACUUAGUAUCUGCAGAAAAUAUUGUGGAAUAUUGCCAGUGUCUUCCUGCUUUAAAAAAAAAAAUCUAUUUUGCAUACAAGGAAAUGGUUUUGGAAUGUUAUGUGCUGCAAGAAUAUUUUGAGUCCUACAUCCAUGUGAAAUUUUUUUUUGCUUACACAUAAUCACCUUUUUUCCCCAUCACAGUGAAGAAAAUUCUUUCAGUAAUACAAUUUUCCAGAGGCCAUGUCACCUUUAGUAGCUUAACGUAUAAAGGAUUGGAACUGUUGACGUUUUUCGUGGUGUUGGAUAAUAACUUCUUUAAGUGUCCACUUGAUACCUUAUUUGGCUUUAAUUGGAUCUGGGAUGGAGAAGUCACUCUUAAGCUUUGAUGGGUCCAAAUAUCUCUCAGUUCUCCAAAAUACCU